This is a messenger RNA of Clonostachys rhizophaga, 546 nucleotides long. The record is from the annotation of a GenBank genome assembly. Lineage: Eukaryota; Fungi; Ascomycota; Sordariomycetes; Hypocreales; Bionectriaceae.
AUGGCCUCUGCUAACCUAACUGAGGAUUCCAAUAAGAAAGAUGCAAACGUCGAUAUCGCUGUGAAUGGUGAUGUCGCGUUCAUUGUUGGUCCGAGUUGCAGACGGCUUAGGGUCUAUUCGCUCGUUCUCACGAAUGCCUCUACGGUUUUUAAUGUCAUGUUGGGCCCUCACUUCAAAGAGGGCCACCAGCUGGCACAAACCGGCUUAACCGAGAUUGAGCUUCCCGAAGAUAACGCAGAAGCUGUCGAAAUCGUUUUUAACAUCAUCCAUGGCCGCAACGAUAGAGUUUCAGACACGCUUGACCCUGACAAGCUACUUCAGGUAGCUAUCAUCACCGACAAGUACGAUUGUCUUGUUCCGCUCGCGUUUGCUAUGAAGCUCUGGCUCAAAUCCGUAAGCGCCGCCGACCCGGUACAGAUGUGGGCUUUAGCUAUGGUGGGAGUGAUCUUACGCAGAGAAGAGACGUUUGCAGAGGCAGCAUCUGCGCUCAUACUAAAUUCCUCCGAGACUUAUCUUAGUCUGACAAACAUCAAUGUUGGAGGAUAG